CAGUUAAUAUGCUCAUUCCUCAGGACAUGAUCUAGACCGCUUAAUAACAAGUGUGCCAGGAACAAAACAUAUUAUACGAAGACGCGAUCUUGAUAGCUUUUGUCGUUUCAAUGACUUGUCAAACCCAGGUAUUGAAUUCAUCCUCAAAAAGGCUCACACUAUUCCUCAAGCUCAAGGUCUGUGGUACUCCAACACACACGAAAACUUUGUUCAAAUAUUUACACCAUAGGCCCAUUGCACUCUCUCCACAAAACUAAACUAUUGGCUAACACAAAACCACAAUUGCAAGAAACUAUCUUUUCUAAUAGUGUUUGGAAGGAAGAUAAAACUUGCAUGUCGUGGCUCGAUAAGCACGAUCCAAGAACCGUCAUUUAUGUAAGCAUAGGAAGUCUUGCAACCAUGAUAGUUGAACAACUACUUGAGAUAUGGUAUGGUGUGGUGUUGUUAACAGUGGAAAACCCUUUUUAUGGGUAAGACGGCCCGGGUCAAUCAUUGGUGGGUAUGACGAGUCUUGGGUUCCAGCUGAGCUACUAGAGCGUACGAAAGAAUUUGGGUGUAUAGUAGAAUGGGUUCCACAAGAAGAUGUACUCGCCCAUCCAGCCGUAGGUGGGUUUUUGACACAUAGUGGAUGGAACUCGACUAUGGAAAGUAUUGCAAAGGGUGUGCCCAUGGUUUGUUGGCCAUAUUUUGGGGACCAACAAACCAAUAGUCGGUUUGUGGGAGAGGUAUGGAAAAUGGGAGUAGACUUGAAAGAUACAUGUGAUCGAUUGGGAAUUGAAAAGGCAGUGAGGGACAUUAUGGACUCGAAACAUACUUUAUUUACACAAGCUGCAAAUACUUGGGCAAAUGUUGCUAAAGAGUCGAUAAGUAAGACGGGUUCAUCAUCUAUUCAAUUGGGUCGGUUGAUUGAUGAUAUUUUAGCAAUGAGCUUGACUAAUCUGUAAUGUAAUGAAUUCGAGGUAUGAACUACAGUUGUAUUUGUGAGGUAGAUUUGUGUUGCAUUGUAAGAUGCCUGAAUAAGUUAUAU
This is a messenger RNA of Helianthus annuus (common sunflower), 1027 nucleotides long. Its product is annotated as 7-deoxyloganetic acid glucosyltransferase-like. Gene Ontology annotation, molecular function: UDP-glycosyltransferase activity. The record is from RefSeq and is a predicted model, not a curated record. The transcript has a single exon. Lineage: Eukaryota; Viridiplantae; Streptophyta; Magnoliopsida; Asterales; Asteraceae. The coding region runs from base 426 to 944 and encodes 172 amino acids.